This is a messenger RNA of Calliphora vicina (urban bluebottle blowfly), 645 nucleotides long. RefSeq lists its product as uncharacterized. The record is from RefSeq and is a predicted model, not a curated record. The transcript has a single exon. Bases 108 to 464 code for a protein of 118 amino acids. Lineage: Eukaryota; Metazoa; Arthropoda; Insecta; Diptera; Calliphoridae.
AUAAUUAAAAUAUUAAAAUUAACACUAAAUUUCAGAUUUCACACCUCAUCAUAUUCUCCAUAUGUUUCUACACAACAACGGCAGCUGUAUUACCCGCAACCACUUCUAUGGACCUGAUAGACGAUAACGAAAGAUAUCCAUCAAAGCCAAGUGAAAUUUUGCCCAUACAACCCGUUCUAGUAUAUCCACCAUCAACCAAAGAAAAAAUGCCCAACCAAGCAAGAGCCAUGUUCAGAGAUAAUGAAAUAAUCUAUAUUAAAUUAUUAAAACGCAAAAGUUAUCGCCCGAAGAAAUUUAAAAACCAAAUCGAUGAAAAGAAUGCACCAAAAGAAAUAAAAAUGAAGGAUAUAUUCUAUGUUAAAGCCUUGACCAAUGGUCAGUUUAGUCAUAAUCGUCUUAAAUUGUAUCGUUUACCCGAAUUUUAUGCAAUAACUGUAUACAAAAAGGCUCAUCUCAAAAAUUAAUCAAAUUAAAUACAUACUUUAUUUAAAUUUAUUGUUAAAAAUGUUUGUGAUUGAUUUUCUAUGAACUAUUUAAUAUAAUUUAUUCAUACGUAGUUUAUUGUAUUGUAUUUUUUUUAAUUAGUAUUUAAGUAAGUUAAUAAUAAUUACUAAAUAAACAUUAAAAAUAUGUGUAGAAAUAAAA